AUGGCUUCCACACCCGCAAAGCUGCCCAUCCGAGGCAGAGCAUCGCUCUCGCCCUCGCCGAGGCCGUCGUCGUCCCCGGUCGCUACCUCAAUCAAGAUCCGCGGCCCCGGCAUCACCACUCUGCCCUUCACGACCCUCGACGUCUUCACCAGCACACGCUACCUCGGCAAUCCCCUCGCCGUCGUCUCCGUGCCGGCCUCGAUGGGCAAGCAUGCCCUGACACAGGCCAUGAAGCAGCGCAUCGCGCGCGAGUUCAACCUCUCCGAGACGGUCUUCCUGCACGAGCCCGACACCACCGAGACCGACACCAUCGACAUCGACAUCUUCGUCACCGACGCCGAGAUCCCCUUCGCCGGCCACCCCACCAUCGGCAGCGCGUAUCUCCUCCUCCGCGAGCGCAGGCUGGGCCACAUCCGCGCCCUGCGCACCAAGGCUGGCGAGAUCCCCAUUGAGCCGCAGGCUCUGAGCGAGGUCGGCGCCGUCAACGCCGAGAUCCCCCAUGAUGUCCACGUCCACGCCGGCACGGUGGGAGACUUGCAGCCCGAGCCGCAGUGGCUCUCCGCGGAUGCUAACAUCCGUACCGCGGAGCGCUUCGCGCCCCUUGUUUCCAUUGUCCAGGGUAUGGCUUUUCUCCUGGUCGAGCUCGAGACACUGGACCAGCUGGCCAAGGUGCGUCCCGCGACCACGCAGCUGGUGUCGUCGGGUCUACUCGACGAGGGUGACUGGGGCCAGGGAUUCGUCGGUAGGUACUACUACGUCCCCGGCGAGGAGAAGGACGGCAUCGUGCCGAUUCGCGCCCGCAUGGUGGAGGAGGUUAUCGAGGAUCCCGCGACGGGCAGUGCGGCCUCUGCACUGGCGUGCUACCUGACUAUGCUGAAGGCCGGCGAGGGUGGCAAAUCUGGCGGAUCGACCAAGUACCAGAUCACCCAGGGUGUCGAGAUGGGACGGGAGAGCGUGAUCGACGUCGAGGUCAAGUUGGGCUGGGACAGCGAUGGGGAUGAUAUCAUCGAGCAGGUCAUGCUGGGCGGAACUGCGGUCGUUGUGAUGAAGGGAAACAUCGUGAUCUAG
Messenger RNA from Thyridium curvatum, 1068 nucleotides. RefSeq lists its product as uncharacterized. Gene Ontology annotation, biological process: biosynthetic process. Gene Ontology annotation, cellular component: cytoplasm. The record is from RefSeq and is a predicted model, not a curated record. The transcript has a single exon. Lineage: Eukaryota; Fungi; Ascomycota; Sordariomycetes; Thyridiales; Thyridiaceae. The coding region runs from base 1 to 1068 and encodes 355 amino acids. Gene Ontology annotation, molecular function: isomerase activity.